AGAGAGUCAGGUGAGGCGAGCUCGUCGUAUAGAGGGAUCCUCUUUUAUCCGAGAGUCUAGUUCUAGUAGUUGCUCUUUCUCCUAAAUUUUGAAUACACAAGAGGCCAAGAUAUGGAGUGUAGUUGCAGCAAUUUUAAAAGCUCUUCUUCUCUGCUACUAUCUCCUUCUACACCCUCUUCUCGUCUCCCUCACUCCCUGUUCCCUUCCAAGCUCAGAUUAUCGAAAUUAAAGGUUCGGAAUCGUUUAGUGAUCAGAAACGCUUGUGGGUUCGACGAAAAUGGCUCUGUUAAUGGAUUUCCCAUCACACCCAACAAGCUUUUUAUGCAAGAGGCAAUUGGAGCUGAAUAUGGAGAAGGUUUUGAGACAUUUAGACCAGAUGGGCCUUUGAAGGUUGAUGUGGAUUUUUUGAAUGAUAGGCUGCAAGAAGGUUUUCUUCAACGGAUACGUUAUGCCAUGAAACCAGAUGAAGCGUAUGGUCUUAUUUUCUCAUGGGACAAUGUUGUGGCAGAUACCCGAGCUAUGAAGCUGAAUGUGUGGAAGCAGCUUGCAUCUGAAGAGGGAAAGGAAAUUCCUGAUGAUGGACAUGCACAAAAGUUGAUGUUAUAUGCAGGUGCUGAUCAUGUAUUACAUAAGAUACUGCACUGGGAGACAGCAGAAAGUGAGGUAGAUGGAUUAAAAUUGAGGCUAUCACAGCUGUAUUAUGAUCAUUUACUUAGACUCAGAGAAUCCAUUGAGGGGCUGAAAGAGUGGCUGGAUGCGGUUGCAAGAGCAGGCAUUCCUUGUGCUGUUGUUUCAAGUCUAGAUCGGGUAAACAUGGUGGGUGCCUUGGAGCGGAUGGGGCUGAAGAAGUAUUUUCAGGCGAUAGUGACUGAGGAAGAUGGUAUGGAGUCUAUAGCUCAUAGAUUUCUUUCUGCUGCAAUAAAGCUGGAUCGGAAACCAUCGAAAUGUGUGGUGUUUGAGGAUGAUCCCAGAGGAAUAACUGCUGCUCACAACUGUACUAUGAUGGCCGUGGCAUUGAUUGGUGCUCAUCCUGCGUAUGAGCUGGUGCAGGCUGAUCUUGCAGUUGCUAGCUUCAAUGAACUUUCGGUGAUCAAUCUUCGGAGAUUAUUUGCUAACAAGGGUUCUGGAUUUAUGGACAGGCAAAAGCAGAUUAUAGAGAAAUCUCCUUCAAAAAGAAAGCUAACCAUUGACACCAUUUUCUGAUUAGUUUUCACCUUGCCUCUCUUGUUCUUAAUUUCUCUCCUCUCCUCUUGACCUGGUAGAUUUUUUAUUUUUUUUGGUUUUAAAUUCUUUAUAUGAAUGCACAGUAAUUGAAAUCAAAGGAUAUGUAUACUGUUUUGAUCACAUUAGAAAAUUACAUGUACUGUGAAGGAGUUUCCCUUCUUUCUCUUCUUCUACAAGUGGCCUGAUACAGUGAUCAUAUUGAGAUUGAAUGGGUAUAGCUUGAUGAAACA
This is a messenger RNA of Hevea brasiliensis (rubber tree), 1454 nucleotides long. Its product is annotated as 5-amino-6-(5-phospho-D-ribitylamino)uracil phosphatase, chloroplastic. The coding region runs from base 112 to 1203 and encodes 363 amino acids. The transcript is spliced from 11 exons. The record is from RefSeq and is a predicted model, not a curated record. NCBI's taxonomy places the organism in Eukaryota, Viridiplantae, Streptophyta, Magnoliopsida, Malpighiales, Euphorbiaceae.